This is a messenger RNA of Paramisgurnus dabryanus, 2323 nucleotides long. Lineage: Eukaryota; Metazoa; Chordata; Actinopteri; Cypriniformes; Cobitidae. The record is from RefSeq and is a predicted model, not a curated record.
AGCCAUUGAGGAAAAGGGGGUCUCAUUCGGAUAUGGUGGAGUAGGAAACAUCGGGCGGCUUGGAAACCACCUGGUUUGGAAUAACCCGAUGGAAAUUGGAGGACAGAGGCCUUGCGACGUCCGAUUCGAGGAGGUUUUCAUGGAGCGUUGAAAUUAUUAUUAUGUGGUGGUUUGCCUUAAUGAUGUUUACAUCUCCGGCUUUCCCAUUCAUCGUGUUUGUGUGUAUGGGCUUAUCUGAGGUGGCUCAUUCUUACGAUGUGGUGCCGUUAUUGAGGAAAUCUCGUGAAGUGCAUCUCAACACGAGCGCUAACGGGUUUCCAGGGCACCGGCUAGGUAUUGUCGCAUUGACACCAGCGCCCACGAUCGCGUCCGCCGGAAAACCGAUAAAUGUCGCCGCACCAGCAGCAGAGAGGGCGCCCACCACCCCAUCUCUGUCUGAUCUCAUCUAUAUGGCCGCAUUUGAUGGGAGAAAGCUAAGCUCUGUUGAUAUGAGAGCAUCGUCUGAUAAUAAAGCAGGGAGAUCAGGCGUCGUUCCCGAUCUGAGCACAACCUCUGAAAAUUCCCAAGAGCUUGUGUGUAACUGCAGUGGUGAAGGCGUGUCGGACCCCGAUGAGUGCGAUCAUGAGACGGGUCAGUGUGACUGUAUGCCGGGUUACACCGGACUGCAGUGUGAGGACUGUGAAGAGGAUCACUUCACCAACGGCACCAUCGGAUGCCUGCCCUGCGGUUGUGACUCCUUUGGCGCCGUCAGCUCACACUGUGACAGCUCAGGUACGUGUGAUUGUAAGACAGGUGUGUAUGGGCCCAAGUGUGAUGACUGCCAUCCUGGAUUCUUCCACUUCAGCAGCACAGGAUGCCAACCGUGCCAAUGCAAUGACCAUUCAACCUACUGCCACCCGCAGUCAGGUGUGUGUUUGGAUUGCCAGGGAAACACUCAGGGCCACAACUGUGAGGAAUGUCUGUCCAAUUUUUACCGUCGCCAUGGCGAUGGUUUAACGGAUGCCUGUACGCCCUGUCCCUGCUCUUCCGACAGCUCCACCGGCAGCUGCCAUCUGGAUUCCAGCGGUCGCCCUGUAUGUGACAAAUGUAAGCCUGGCUUCUCUGGCCUGACAUGCGAUGUAUGCAUGGAUGGCUCUUUUAAAUCAGCAGGCGUAUGUGUGCCCUGUGACUGCAAUGGAAACUCGGACCCUCGAACCAACCCUCAGAUAUGUCAUCCAGAGUCUGGGCACUGCCAUCGCUGCAUCAACAACACAACGGGCACACACUGUGAGAUCUGUGCACCUGGCUACAUAGGGGAUGCCCGGUCCCACAAUUGCACCCAGAGAGCUGUGAGACUCCUUCCAACUCAAGACAUCAAAGCAGGCAUCCCGAAAUCCCGAAGUUCAGUUUCUUCAACACCUCCCCUGCACCUCCUUACGUCCUCCUUUACCACCACCACCCAACCCAGCCUACCGACCCUGCAGUCCGGCACUGGAGACUCCGCGGGACACAACAGCACGGCGUCUGCUCUGACCGUGGUGUCGUGGUCACAGUUUAACAUCAUCAUUCUCGCAGUCAUCAUCGUUGUCGUCGUUCUCCUCAUGGGCUUCGUCGGGGGCGUGUAUACGUAUCGAGAGUAUCGCAAUCGGAAACUGAACGCUCCGUUCUGGACCAUUGAGCUGAAGGAAGAUAACAUCAGCUUCAGCAGCUAUCACGACAGCAUUCCUCACGCCGACCCCAAUGGACUUCUAGAGGAGGAGCCUUGCGUGGUCGCGGCCAAUGGGCAGUUAGCUUUAGCCACUGCUGCCAACAUGUACAAAGCGUGAAAAAAUAAGAAGUGUCUAUCAUUAUUUACUCACCACCGGAUAUUGUUUAAAACCAGAACUUUAUUUCUUUAAUAAUAUAAUUUAGUAAGCAGCAAAGAUAUUUAGUUUAAAGGUGCAUUGUGUAACUUUUAGAAGGAUCUCUUGACAGAAAUGCAAUAUUAUAUACAUAACUAUAUUAUCAGUGGUGUAUAAAGACCUUGUGUAAUGAACUCUAUUGUUUUAUUACCUUAGAAUGAGCCGUUUUAUCUACAUACACCACAAGGGGUCCCCUUACAUGGAAGUCGCCGUCAUGUUUCUACAGUAGCCCUAAAUGGACAAACUGUCCUAUAUAGCGCAUCUUGUAACGAAAUUGCCGCAGACGAUGACAUGAUUGUCCUGUGGCGGCUACCGUAGCUUCACUAUGCGCUUUGAAAAGGGAAGGGUAAGCUGUGUACUGAGCCGUUGGUUGCAAUUCACAGGUUCACCGCUAGAUGCCGCUAAAUGUACCGCAUUGCACCUUUAAACUUGAGAAUUUUUUU